This is a messenger RNA of Copidosoma floridanum, 2520 nucleotides long. RefSeq lists its product as uncharacterized. NCBI's taxonomy places the organism in Eukaryota, Metazoa, Arthropoda, Insecta, Hymenoptera, Encyrtidae. The record is from RefSeq and is a predicted model, not a curated record.
CGCGUCGCCUUGCUUUGAAUAGCACAAUUUUAAUAAAACUCUAAAUUAAACUUUAAAAAAUAUUACUAUUGAAAAAAAAGCAUGUAAAGAUGGUGGUUUUACUUCGUAAGCAGUAUACUACUCGGAGGAGGCAUGAGUCUGUGUGAAAUGACAGUUCAACAACAUCAUAACCCUUGCUUAGAAAACUUUGGCUAAUUGGAAUCAUAACAAUUAGGUCAAAAAAUGUCGGAAGAUCUGCACAAUUUUUUCUUCUACGCCAACACUUGUCACGUUUGCAAGUCUUGUGGGUACGAGACGGCCCUGAAGAGAUGCAGCAAUUGCAAGAUGAUAUCUUAUUGCGGCAAGGAACAUCAAAAACACCAUUGGCUGCAGCAUAAAAACUUAUGCAGAGUUUUGUCAGAGAUGCUCGAUGAGACGGACAAAUCAAAUCUUUUGGAGGGUUUUGGGGGUGUGAGCCAACAUGAGUGGGUAAAGGCAAAGAUGAAUCUAAUGCUUCUUGUUAGUUUGAAACUUGAAAGAAAGUUGGAACCGUACGAAGAAGAAAUAUUUAAAUUUCCCAGAGCCUGUGCCAUCUGUCACGAAGCAAACUCCAAAUUGCUCACAGAUUGUCCAUCUUGUCCUUGUGCUAGUUUCUGCAAGGUACACGAAAAAUACUCGGAUCACGAAAAACUCUGCAAGAUCUUAAGUCUCUGUUACAAUUUGGACAUAGCAUCAACGAUUUUUACCAGGCAUCCUCCCAGGAAUACUGUCCCUUACCACACCGAAAUGGCUUACUUACCAGCAUCCAUACAAGGCUUCAUUGAUCUCUUUGUCAAUGAAGGCGAUUCACCCCUCAAUACAAGAGAAUUACAAAGCGCACAAAUAUCAGAAUACCUUACUAGACCACUAACACUGCUCUACGCCUUAGAAAAAUUAGAAUAUAAAACAGAAACGGCAAUGACUAUUCAUGUUAUUGGAGCAAAUAUGAUUGAACUUGAUGGUAUUGAAAUAUGGGAGACUUUGUUACACUGGCUGCCAUCAUUGAUCACAUUGAAUAUGGUUUUAAUUGGUCCAGAGCUGAAUAGCAAUAGAAAUAAAAUUAAGUGUAACGUUUGUGAGUGUUGCAUUGAAAAGGACAUGAAACUUUACCUCGAAACUCACGGAGUUUAUUACAAAGAUUACGUUUUGAGUGAUAGUUUUGUUCCACCUGACAUUGUAGUGGGAUAUAAUUUAGGGAUCCAUGAAUGUGAAAAUCUCGACUCCUCCAAUGAUACAUGGUCACAUUCCAUAAGAAUUGUGCUUGAACAAAAAUGUCCGUUUCUUGUAACGUCAUAUACGUCAGAAGAAAUGAAAAAAGAGCAUAACAGGCUGUGUCAUAUUUUAGACAAAAAAGUUAAUUACGUAUUGUGCGAAAAAAAUCCAUAUGGUAGCUUAAGGCCACACAGAGACUAUGAAACAGAGGGAGUUUAUUAUCAAAAUCAAUAUCUACUUAUUUACAGAGAUCUAGACUGAUGAGUUAAAUAAUUUUUUAAUGUUAGAUUUCAAGUGUAAUACUCAUUAUUUCCUCUCUGGUGUAAAAGACGUUAAAUAUUCACGUUGUAACCCACAUAAAUUUUUUAACAUUAACGUGUCCUCGCAUAUAUUACACGUAUUUCACGAAUCUAUUUGUAAUGGAAAAGUCAAUAUUACUCAAAGGUGUUUGUUACUUGAUUAAUAUUUUCAAAUCAUAUUUAAUUAGUUGAAAAAUAUUAAAAUACAAUCAAUCUAUUUGACAAAGUAAUACAUCGAAAAAAGGACUAAAUAUACUUGAUGUAUAAUUAAUAGUUCUUGAUAGUUGUUAAAAUAAAAAAAAAAGUUGCUAAAUGUUACGGAUGAAAAAUACAAUCAUAGUUUUUAUAUCAAUUUUACAAAGAUGUUAAAUUAUUAAUGUUAUACUCCUUAAACGUUGUAAUCGGUAUCGUGAAAUUAUAAAUGUCGUGUUUGACAUAAGUUGUUUGAUCGUGCAUUAAUACAUCCAAUAUUAACAAUUUGUAUAAAUUAAUAAAGAAAGGAUAGGAAUGAUCGUGGGGUUUGAUUCGAAAAGCAAUGCAAACGUAACGUUUUCAUUACAUUACAUCAGUUCCAUUACAGGGUGGUAUUCCGUAUACUCCACCGCGCCACGCUAUAUAGGAUGACGGUACGUUACUAUUUACAAAUAUAUUAUAUUCAUUGUAACGUGACGUUAUAAAUUGUGGCGUGGUGUAGUGUAGAAGUUAUGGAGUAUACCACCCUAGGGGUAAAUGACACCUGCCAAAAUGGUAAAAAACCAGAACGAAUAUAUGAUGCCAAGUACAAAUAAAUUUAGCUACAAUUUUAUAACAUGUACACUGUUCUUACCUCUAAGCCUUACACCAAAAACUCCACUUCUGGUGUCAAUGUAUAUGGCUCUCCCAUUUAAACCACCAUGACAUUUGUUCAACUGCACUGAUAUAGAAAGCUGCAAGCUAGAAAGUAUAAUUGUUAAAACAAAAUAAUUAAGAUUUUUCUGUAUUAAAAACUUAU